Molecule: messenger RNA, 3217 nt
Organism: Elaeis guineensis (African oil palm)
Lineage: Eukaryota; Viridiplantae; Streptophyta; Magnoliopsida; Arecales; Arecaceae
Product: protein ROLLING AND ERECT LEAF 2
Source: RefSeq, a predicted model, not a curated record
CAAAGGACAUCCUCUUCCUUCCGCACCAAGAAGCCUGGGUGAGUGUGGGCCCACACUCUCUCUCUUCCGCGCUGCGCCGAAUUCGUCCCGGGAUGAAAUCCAUCGCUGGAAAACUCGCUCUUCACCGCCUCCAAAAUCACUCUCUCUGUGACCGUUCUGACAAGAUCUGUUCUUGAGAGGAAUCCGAAGCUCCAUGCUGUGGCCUCUCGUAGGUAUCUUUUGUUUCUGUGGAUCUAUAAUAUUUUCAUGGUUUGAGAAUUAAAGAUUUGAUUCUAGGUUGUGAGGCCUGUUGAAACCUCUCUUUCUCAAAAUAAGUGAGCAAUGAUCUUUUCUCUGAUCUACCAACACUUCUUUGUGCUAAGUUUGAAAGUUAAAUUGCUGCAUUCUGGAAAACUGGUUCAAAGUUAUAUCGGCUUCUUCUAGAAAUGGGAGUUUCAAGCUCUAAAAUUGAAGAUGACAAGGCCCUUUUGUUAUGUCGAGAUAGAAAGCAUUUUGUUAAACAAGCCCUUGAUGGAAGAUGCUCACUUGCGGCUGCACACGUUUCUUAUAUCCACUCCCUCAGAAAUACAGGAAUUGCACUUAGAAAAUUUGUAGAGCCUGAAGCACCUAUAGAGUCUUCCUUGUACACAUCAACAUCUGCAACUCCUGAGCCUCUUGCUCUAACUGAUAAGUCUAUUUCUCAAUUUUCAAAUUCAUCUCCGUCUCUCUCACAGCAUGUGGACGUGGGUGAAUCUUUUUCUCCUGUUCCUUCACCUAUUUCUUCAGGACGGUUUCAUGUUAAUCAUAUGAAAUCAGGCAGGAAUUUUUCCACUACUGUUGAGGAGAAACUGCCAAUCCCUGUCAUAGCAACUCUGGAAACCUCCACGACUCCAAAACGUGUUGUAUCUCAUUCAGAUGAAAAUUCAUCCUUCGAAUCUCCUUCACCACCUGCUGGUACUCCACCAUGGGAUUAUUUUGGUCUUUUUCAUCCUAUUGACAACCAGUUGUCUUUUCAAGAUGGAAGGGAGUUAGACCAUUGUUUGGACAAUGCUGAUGAUAUCAGACAUCUCAGGGAAGAGGAGGGCAUUCCAGAAUUGGAAGAGGAAGGAGAAAAAGCUUCUACAAAUGGAAGGGAUGAUUUUGCAGAUUCAGAAGAUGAUUUUGAACAAUCGUCCUCUGAACCCUUAGUACGAAUGUUUAAAAACAGGAAUAUAAUUCAGAAUCAUCAUUUAACAAUUGAUUCCUCCGCCAUUCCAUCUGUGGAAAGUGUAGCUUCAGAAACCGAGCAGCAAAAUGGGGAGAAGAACUUGAUUACUGAUGGUAUGCAUGGAACUGAUGAAACCCCUGAAUUGACACCAUCAAAGAUGGCAUCCUCUGCAGUUACACCUCCUAUUAAUGGGAAGGUGAAAGAACCUGCUCCAGAGAUCAAACUUCCAUCAAAGGACUUCUUCUCAUGCAUCAAAGAAAUUGAAGAUCUAUUUUUGAAAGCUUCCGACUCUGGAAGAGAAGUUCCUAGGAUGCUGGAGGCAAACAAAGUGCAUUUCCGCCCUCUGUUUCCUGAAGAAAUAGCUCACAGAUCAAAGGCAUCUAUGUUUCUCACAGUUUGUCUUGCUUGCUGCAAAGAAGAAGUCCCUCAAUCGCAGGUGCCCACUUCAAAUGAGAUGAAGUACUUAACAUGGCAUAGGUCCGUAUCAUCACGCUCUUCAUCCUCCAGAAACCCUCUUGGUGCAACAUCAAAAGAUGAUAUUGAGGACAUUAGCAGUAAUCUCUUUAGCAGCAUAUGUAUGAAUUCAGGCAGUCAUGCCUCUACGUUAGACAGGUUGUAUGCCUGGGAAAGGAAGCUCUAUGAUGAAGUUAAGGCAAGUGGUUUCAUUCGAAGGGCAUAUGACAUGAAGUGUAGACUACUUAGACAUCAAGAAUCCAGAGGAGAGAAGCCAUACAGUAUUGAUAAAACCCGUGCUGCUGUUAAGGACCUGCACUCUAGAAUUCGAGUUGCAAUUCAGAGAAUUGACUCCAUAUCAAAGAGAAUCGAGGAACUAAGGGACAAAGAACUCCAACCACAACUGGAGGAGUUAAUUGGAGGCUUAACACAGAUGUGGAAAAUGAUGCUUGACUGCCACAUGAAGCAGUAUAAUGUCAUCUUGGUAGCAUGCAACAAUGGCAACACCAAAGUCUCCAUUAGGUCGGAGUCUCAUCACCAGGCCACCAUCCUCCUUGAGUUCGAGCUGAAUUCUUUGUGUUCAAACUUCACAAAGUGGAUCUCGAUGCAAAAAUCCUACCUCGAAGCCAUAAACCGGUGGCUUCACAAAUGCAUAUUCCCACUAAGACAGAAGCCCUCAAAGAAAAAGCCAAUAGAGUUCGAUCCAAAAAAGCAUAUUGCUCCACCAAUAUUUGUUACUUGCCAAGACUGGUUGGUCCUACUGGAUAAGUUGCCCAGCAAGGAAGUAGCAGAUGCUAUAAAAGAUCUUGUGACUGUGACGACCCAUUUCCUGCCUCGCCAGGAGAAAAGCCAUGAGAAUUCAAAGUUAUCAUUCACAUUCUCUCGAAAGGCAGGGCAUAGUGCUGGGCUCGAAGGAGAUGUUCGGAGAAGCGAAUCCCCUGUGGAUUGGAGUCUGAAGCAUGACAGCUUUCAGUCAGGUUUGGUGGUCUUCUUAGAUCGGUUGAAAACUUUUGCUGAGUCAUCUGUAAUGCAGUAUGAAAUUCUCCAGAAGUCCAUCAAUGAAGCUCAUGUUAUUUACAACAAGAAUGGUUGGUCGAGGACAUGAUUGUCCUCUGUUUUUGAAAGUUCUUGAGGGCCUCAAGGGAUGAAGGAAGAAAAUGACAGCUGGUUAAUAAUGGUUGAAUAAGUUGAUUGGAGGUGUAAGCCAAUGAAGGUAUUGGAGAGGGGGCCCUGUAAACGUCUCCCUUUGUAAAUUUACUUGGGGAAUAAAAGGUUUUUAGGUUGGUGGUUUGUGUAUAGUUUUAAAAUAAGUGCACCAGCAGGGCCAAUUUGUGUUUGGCUGCAAGUAGAUUUCUGCCGACCGAGUGUAGUCUCGUUAGAUGUACAAAGUGGAGGUGGGUUUUCUGUUUUAUCUAGCGGUUGUAAUUUUUUCCAUAUCAUCCAUUGGGUGCAUUAGUGGGUUGUUGAUGAUAAGAAAUGAAACGUGUGCUAUAUUGAUAGAUCUGUACAUUGUAUAGAUGCUCAGAAACUCAUACUAUAUUUUCAAUAAUAUGUGCAUGGCUUUUUGUCUUUAGUCAA